AGUAGGGAGUUUCUGCUAGGGUCUGGAUUGGAGUUACGCACAGACCGGACCCUACCCUGUAUGAGUGGUGUCUGAGGAGAAAAAGAGGAUUCCCCUUUCCGCAAAGAAUCUACAUGUCUAAUAUUUAGACAUGUUCAGCUUUGUGGAUAUCCGGCUAGCGCUGUUGCUCUGCGCAACAGUGCUUUUGGCGAGAGGUCAAGGCGAGGAUGAUAGCCCAUUUGGCAGCUGCACAUUAGAUGGACAGUUGUACAACGACAAGGACGUGUGGAAACCAGAGCCAUGCCAGAUCUGCGUGUGCGACAGCGGGACCGUCAUGUGCGAUGAAGUGAUCUGCGAGGACACGUCCGACUGCGCCGACCCCAUCAUCCCCGAUGGAGAGUGCUGCCCUAUCUGCCCCGACACCGACACCCCCGAUGAUGAAACCGUGAUGCCACCCACUGAGGAGCCCAUUGAGGGAGGUCCUGGUGAGAAGGGAGACAGGGGUCCCGUCGGUCCUCCUGGCAAUGACGGAUUCCCCGGACAGCCCGGCCUGCCCGGACCUCCCGGCCCCCCUGGCCCCCCUGGCCUUGGCGGAAACUUCUCUCCUCAGAUGAGCUACACUGACCACUCCAAGGCCAGCGGCCCCCCAGUCCCCGGCCCAAUGGGUCCCAUGGGUCCUCGUGGUCCUCCUGGACCCUCUGGCCCCAGCGGUCCUCAGGGAUUCACCGGACCCCCUGGAGAGCCCGGCGAGCCCGGCGCUGCAGGUCCCAUGGGUUCUCGCGGUCCCUCCGGCCCCCCCGGAAAGAACGGAGACGAUGGUGAGCCCGGCAAACCCGGCCGCCCCGGUGAGCGCGGAGCUGCUGGCCCUCAGGGAGCUCGUGGAUUCCCAGGAACCCCCGGACUGCCCGGCAUCAAGGGACACAGAGGUUUCAGCGGUCUGGACGGAGCCAAGGGAGACGCCGGACCUGCUGGCCCCAAGGGAGAGAGCGGCGUCUCCGGUGAGAACGGCGUUCCUGGAGCGAUGGGCGCUCGCGGUCUUCCCGGUGAGAGAGGCCGCCCCGGACCUCCCGGCCCAUCCGGAGCCCGCGGUAACGACGGUAACACCGGUGCUGCUGGUCCUCCUGGACCCACUGGACCCGCUGGACCCCCCGGAUUCCCCGGUGGUGCUGGUGCUAAGGGAGAGACCGGUCCCGCUGGAGGCCGUGGAUCUGAGGGACCCCAGGGAGCCCGUGGUGAGCCCGGUAACCCCGGACCUGCUGGAGCUGCCGGACCUGCUGGCGCUCCUGGAUCUGACGGUUCUGCUGGUGCUAAGGGAUCUCCUGGCGCCGCCGGUAUCGCCGGCGCUCCCGGUUUCCCCGGUGCUCGCGGUCCUGCUGGAGCUCAGGGAGCCGUCGGUGCUCCUGGUGCUAAGGGUAACAACGGAGACAUCGGUGCCCCUGGUCCUAAGGGAGAGCCUGGUGCCAAGGGAGAGCCCGGCCCCGCUGGAGUUCAGGGACUUCCUGGCCCCUCUGGCGAGGAGGGAAAGCGAGGAGCUCGUGGUGAGCCUGGCGGCGGCGGACCCCGUGGACCCCCCGGAGAGCGCGGCGCCCCCGGUGCUCGCGGGUUCCCCGGUGCUGACGGAGGUGCUGGAGGCAAGGGAGCCCCCGGUGAGCGCGGUGCCCCCGGACCUCUGGGACCCCAAGGAUCCACUGGCGAGGCCGGUGUUCCAGGCGCCCCCGGUGCACCUGGAUCCAAGGGAGUGACCGGCAGCCCCGGAAGCCCCGGAGCCGACGGCAAAGCCGGACCUGCUGGCGCUACUGGACAAGAUGGCCGCCCCGGACCCCCUGGACCCGCCGGAUCCAGAGGACAGCCCGGAGUGAUGGGAUUCCCCGGAUCAAAGGGAGCUGCUGGUGAGGGUGGAAAGCCCGGUGAGAGAGGACCUGCUGGAGCUGUCGGCGCUGUCGGCGCUCCUGGUAAAGACGGAGAUGUUGGCGCUCCUGGACCUUCUGGCCCUGCCGGAGCCGCUGGAGAGAAGGGAGAGCAGGGACCUGCCGGUCCUCCCGGAUUCCAGGGUCCUCCCGGACCCCAAGGUGCUACUGGCGAGACUGGCAAGCCCGGUGAGCAGGGCGUUCCUGGAGAGGUUGGACCCAGCGGCCCGUCUGGACCCAGAGGUGAGAGAGGAUUCCCCGGCGAGCGCGGAGCUCCCGGCGCCGUCGGCCCAGCUGGAGCCCGUGGUGCCCCCGGAGCCUCCGGCAACGAUGGAGCCAAGGGAGAGCCCGGCGCCGCUGGAGCCCCCGGUGGUGUCGGAGCCCCCGGCAUGCAGGGACUGCCCGGUGAGCGUGGAGCUGGCGGUCUGCCCGGACUCAAGGGAGAGAGAGGCGAUGGUGGAGCCAAGGGAGGCGAUGGUGCCCCCGGCAAAGACGGCGUUCGUGGUCUGACUGGUGCUAUUGGACCCCCCGGACCUCCUGGUGCUCAGGGUGAGAAGGGCGAGGGCGGCGCUGUCGGAGUCGCCGGACCCACCGGACCCCGCGGUGCCCCUGGCGAGCGAGGAGAGAGCGGACCCCCCGGACCUGCUGGAUUUGCCGGACCUGCUGGUGCUGAUGGUCAGCCCGGUGCCAAGGGAGAGACUGGUGACACUGGACCCAAGGGAGACGCUGGUGCUCCCGGACCUGCUGGACCCGUUGGAGCUGCUGGUCCUCAGGGACCUGCUGGUCCUCCCGGAGCCAAAGGUGCUCGUGGUGGUGCUGGAUCUCCUGGUGCUACUGGUUUCCCUGGACCUGCUGGUAGAGUUGGACCCCCUGGCCCCUCUGGCCCUGCUGGACCUCCCGGACCCAUCGGACCCGUCGGUAAAGACGGCGCCCGCGGAGCUCGUGGUGAGACCGGUGCUGCCGGUCGCCCCGGUGAGGCUGGUGCCGUUGGCCUGGCCGGACCCCCUGGAGAGAAGGGAUCUCCUGGUUCUGAUGGAUCCCCUGGUGCCUCUGGUAUCCCCGGACCCCAAGGUAUUGCUGGACAGCGUGGUGUGGUCGGUCUCCCCGGACAGCGUGGAGAACGUGGUUUCACUGGUCUGCCUGGACCUGGAGGCGAGCCUGGAAAGCAGGGCGCUCCUGGAGUUGUUGGCGAGCGUGGACCCCCUGGACCCGCUGGACCCCCUGGACUGUCUGGUGCUCCUGGAGAGGCUGGUCGUGAGGGAUCCCAGGGUCACGAUGGUGCCCCCGGUCGCGACGGAGCUACUGGACCCAAGGGAGACCGUGGUGAGAGCGGCGUGGCUGGACCCCCUGGAUCUCCUGGUGCUCCUGGAGCCCCCGGUGCUGUUGGCCCCUCAGGAAAGACUGGUGACCGUGGAGAGUCUGGUCCCGCCGGUCCUGCUGGUUCUACUGGCCCCGCUGGUCAGCGUGGUCCUGCUGGCCCUGCUGGAGCUAAGGGAGACAGAGGAGAGGCUGGCGAGGCUGGAGACAGAGGCCACAAGGGACACAGAGGAUUCACCGGCAUGCAGGGUCUGCCCGGACCUGCCGGAUCUGCUGGAGAGCGAGGACCUGCUGGUGCCAACGGACCUGCUGGACCCAGAGGACCUUCUGGAUCUAACGGCUCCCCUGGUAAGGACGGCAUGAAUGGCCUGCCCGGACCCAUCGGACCCCCUGGACCUCGCGGUCGCAAUGGAGACAUGGGACCUGCUGGACCUCCUGGACCUCCUGGACCCCCUGGAAUCCCCGGCGCCCCCGGAAGCGGAUUCGAUUUCGUCAGCCAGCCUCUCCAGGAGAAGGCCCCCGAUCCCCUGCGCGGAGGCUACCGCGCCGACGAGCCCAGCAUGAUGCGCGACCGCGACAACGAGGUCGACAGCACCCUCAAGACCCUGACCCAGAAGGUGGAGAAGAUCCGCAGCCCCGACGGCAGCGAGAAGAGCCCCAUCCGCAUGUGCCGCGACCUGAAGAUGAGCCACCCCAAGUGGAAGAGCGGCCUGUACUGGGUCGACCCCAACCAGGGCUCUCGUCUGGACGCCAUCCAGGCCCACUGCAACAUGGAGACUGGUGAGACUUGCAUCUACCCCACCGAGUCCGUCCCAAUGAAGAACUGGUACCUCAGCAAGAACUCCAGAGAGAAGAAGCACGUCUGGUUCAGCGAGUCCAUGACCGGUGGAUUCCAGUUCCAGUAUGGCAGCACCGCAGCCGAUCCUGAGGACGUCAACAUCCAGAUGACCUUCAUGCGCCUGAUGUCCAACCAGGCCUCUCAGAACGUCACAUACCACUGCAAGAACAGCAUUGCCUACAUGGACUCUGCCACCGGCAACCUGAAGAAGGCCCUGCUGCUCCAGGGCUCCAACGACGUCGAGAUCAGAGCCGAGGGCAACAGCCGCUUCACGUACAUCGUCAGUGAGGAUGGCUGCACGUCACACACUGGCUCAUGGGGCAAGACAGUCCUGGGCGUCAAGACAUCAAAAACAUCCCGCCUUCCCAUCAUUGAUAUUGCUCCUAUGGAUGUUGGUGCACCUGAUCAGGAAUUUGGCGUCGAAGUUGGCCCUGUUUGCUUCUUGUAAAAAUGAAAGAAAUAUGGACAUGACAUUGUUGUUUUUUUUUCUAGCAGUCAUCUCUAAACCUUUUUUUCUAUGCAUUCAAAACUCAUUCGGCUGCCAUUGGUCCACAUGCUUAAAACCACUCUACUGAAGACGGUGUUUGAGACGUUUCUGGGACUGCAACUUCGACCGAAACCAACCACAAGGACACUUUAAAAAGAAUCUAUUGUUUCCACUGGCAACAAGAAAAUAAUAUAUACUUGUGUAAAAUUUCCCCCGGAGAUUGAGAAACAAAAAGAUCUGCUCACGCAAUGAAACACAGGUGACUCUGACCGUUUUUCCACCACUGCAGAAGGACAUUGAAAACAACAAGUGAUAUGUACCAUUUUUCUGGUGUUAAAUAAAUUGUAAAAAGUGUGAAGUGUCUUCUUGUUCUAAAUUCAUUAAAGAAGAAAGAAAAGAAAAAAAAAAACACCUGAACAUUGGUCAGACGAUGCAAAGACCCGACAAAGAAGCUCACCUUCAUUGCAAAAUGUGAUGGCUACCUCAUAACAACAUGUCGAAACCAACAAAAACGGUCUAUUAUGACAAAGUUCACAUGAAUUGGGGGAAAUUUAAAACAUUCAAAGGUGCUAUUUACCAGUUCGAAAAGGUCCAUUUGGUGUUUGAUGGUGAAACAUUCAUUGUCAUACUGUAAUUUUUGCCACUAAUGCCUGCAGAACCUUUGGUGCUACUCAAUUGACUCCAUGUCUUGUUGUCUAUGCAGUGCAAUUGUUUUCUUUCUUUAGUGCUGGUUUGAUGACGGAGGUGAUCACUGCAGAUGUUAUGCAUGCAAUCAUGUCUUUUGUAGAUAAAAGCAAGUGACUCUGGUUCAAUAUCGGUUCCCUGCCCGUUUGUUCAGUGUUCAUCCUUCUGUCUGUUUGCCCCUGUGGAAAAAAAAAACAAAACAAACUCCUCUUCACUAAAAGAAAAAAAGAACAGCACACAUCUCCCACUCUGUUGUUUAUGUUGUUUGUUGAUGUCUUUUCGCGAAGGGUUUCUUAAAAAAGAAUUUGAAGCAGACCCACUUUCAUGGUUUAAAAGAGAGAUUCUGUACUUAUUUUGUACAUGUAUAAUAAAUCAAGAUGUUUUUAAUUAUUUUGGGUGCUGAAAUAAAGCAUGUGAAGUGGUC
Messenger RNA from Salarias fasciatus (jewelled blenny), 5636 nucleotides. It is a transcript of the gene col1a1b, whose product is annotated as collagen, type I, alpha 1b. The transcript is spliced from 51 exons. NCBI's taxonomy places the organism in Eukaryota, Metazoa, Chordata, Actinopteri, Blenniiformes, Blenniidae. Bases 131 to 4489 code for a protein of 1452 amino acids. Gene Ontology annotation, molecular function: protein binding; extracellular matrix structural constituent. The record is from RefSeq and is a predicted model, not a curated record.